This is a messenger RNA of Colletotrichum spaethianum, 1587 nucleotides long. Its product is annotated as cyrochrome P450 monooxygenase. NCBI's taxonomy places the organism in Eukaryota, Fungi, Ascomycota, Sordariomycetes, Glomerellales, Glomerellaceae. Gene Ontology annotation, molecular function: heme binding; oxidoreductase activity, acting on paired donors, with incorporation or reduction of molecular oxygen; monooxygenase activity. Bases 1 to 1587 code for a protein of 528 amino acids. The transcript is spliced from 5 exons. The record is from RefSeq and is a predicted model, not a curated record.
AUGUCGACCAUCGAGACUGCGUCGUCGCCCGUCGGCGCUUCGACGUCGUACCUGUCGGCCCGUACUGUUCUGGUCCUCGUCGGUCUCUGGCUGGCGUACCAUUUCUUCAGGGCCCUUUACAACAUCUCGCCGCUGCACCCAUUGAGCCACAUUCCCGGGCCCAAGCUGUCUGCAGCCACAUACAUCCCAGAGUUCUAUUACGAUGUCAUCUUAUUCGGACGCUACACUAGAGAGAUCCAUCGUAUGCACGAGCAGUACGGUCCGAUCGUUCGUAUCAACCCUCACGAAGUUCACUGCAAUGAUGUCAACUUUGCCGAUGAAAUUUACGCUGUCAGCGGUCGCAAGCGUGACAAGCCUGUCCACCAGAUCAACGGCUCUGCUCUGGGUGAGGCUGGCUUCGGCACCGUGGACCAUGACCUUCACCGUGUUCGCCGCAUUCCUCUGGCCAAGUUCUUUUCUCGCGGCAUGAUUUCGCGCCUCGAGAGCGACGUCCACGCCUUGGUUCAGAAGCUUUGCGACAAGUUGCUGGCCGAGAGAGAGAGGAAGGAGCCUUUUGACGUAACCAUGGCAUAUAGCUGCUUCACCUCUGAUGCCAUCUCUGACUACCUCUUUGGCGAGAGUUUUGGAUUCCUUACCCAGGAGGACUGGUAUCCCAACUUCCGGGCACCCACUGCCUCCAUCCUCAGACCUGUCUUCGUCCUCCGUUUCUUCCCCUGGACCAAGCAUCUUACCGUACUUGGAGAGUGGCUUGUGGACUACUUGCCCGCCGACGUCGCUCUGCUUAUUCGCACACUGAAGAUCAGAAUCCCAGACAAGGUCAACCGCACCAAGGCCGACCUUGAUGCCGGUAUCCGUCACGAACGCCCCACUGUCUUUGGCUCCCUCCUUGAGUCCGAUCUUGCGUUGGUUGAAAAUGGCUCACUGCAUCUGGCCGACGAGGCCGCCGCCGUAGUUGGUGCUGGAACAGAGACCACCAGCUGGGCUCUAGCUGUUAUCACUUAUCACCUUCUCACCAAGCCUGAGCUGCUGAAGAAGCUGCAGGAUGAGUUGAAGACGGUCGUGGACGACCCCAAGCACCUCCCUAAAUGGACAUCUCUUGAAAACCUGCCUUACCUCGGAGCCGUCCUUCAGGAGGGAUUGCGAUUGUCUUACGGCGUGUCUGCGCGCACUGCUCGUGUUCCAACCGAAGAGAGCCUGGUUUACCGUGGCGAGUUCAACAAGAAGCCUGUCGAGUACGUGGUCCCUCGUGGCUACGCCGUCGGCAUGUCUGCUGUGAUUACCCAUCACGACGAGAGCGUCUUUCCCGAUUCAUACCAAUUCAUCCCCGAGCGUUGGCUGGACGAGAACAACCAGCGACGCAAGGAUGUUGAGAAGGGCAUGCUUGCCUUUUCCAAGGGCAGCAGAUCUUGCCUCGGCAUGAACCUGGCUCUGUGUGAGCUCAACCUGUGUCUUACGGCUCUCGCCUUGCGUGUUAUGCCGAACAUGCGUCUCUACGAGACCACCGAUGAGGAUGUUGCCUACGACCACGAUAUGUUUGUUCCCGUGCCUAAGGCGGGAACUAAUGGCGUGCGUGUGAAGAUUGUCUAA